AUGUCGGACUCAAUUGACCGAGUCUUUGUUCAUGCCCUCAACACCGUUAAAAAGAUCCCCAAAACAGGGGCGGCCCGACCACCACCGACGGACCGUAUGCGCCUGUAUGGCCUAUACAAACAAGCUAUGGAAGGCGACGUUGACGGCGUAAUGGAACGGCCCACAGCUGCAACAGUAGCAACCAGCGGAAGCACACACAAUGGCAGCGGCGGUGGCGGGAGCAGCAGGCGAAGCAGCAUCAGCGAAGAUGUCGUGCGCGAACAAGAUAAGUGGGACGCGUGGAACUCGCAGAAAGGCCUAACGCGAACGGAGGCCAAGCGCAGAUACGUCGAAGCGCUCAUUGAAACCAUGCAUAAGUACGCCAGCACACCCAACGCGAUUGAACUGGUCAACGAGCUAGAGUUCGUGUGGAACCAAGUCAAGAGCAACAGUCCCAGCGCGGCCGGGUCUUCGUCCGAGCGAGAUGGCAGCGGCGGCGCCAUUGGAGUGGUGACCGGAGGUGUUGGAGGUGCUGGUGGAAGUGGCGGAGUUAUCGUGAGCCCCAUCCGCCGGUUUCAAACGCCAAUGAGCGGGAGUGAGGGACCGAUGAAGGUUCUCAGCCCGAUGAGCGAGGAGGACGAGUCAGAACGACGCAUGGCCGAACUAGCCGACCAGGCCGAUGAUGAGCCAAGCGAGUAUGCGAGACGGAACGACAAGCGGUCAAAGAGAAUGGAGCGUGCUAUCGUUCGGCUGUCAGCGGAGAUUGCGGCGCUGCGCGAACAGAUUGCUACCGGGCGGGAAUGGCGGAUUCGGAGGGACAAGGGUGUGUUUGCCUGGGUGGGCUGGACCUUCUGGGCCGUGACGAAACAUAUUACGGUCGACGUCGCCCUUUUGCUUCUACUGCUUUUUUGGAUGAGGAAGAGGAGGGACAGGCGGUUUGAGGAUAACGUGAGGUCCAUUUUCAGGCUUGUGCGGGAGUAUGUUAGGAAGGUUUUGCCCGCCCGGUGA
Dichotomopilus funicola is the source of this 987-nucleotide messenger RNA. Its product is annotated as acyl CoA binding protein-domain-containing protein. The transcript has 2 exons. NCBI's taxonomy places the organism in Eukaryota, Fungi, Ascomycota, Sordariomycetes, Sordariales, Chaetomiaceae. The coding region runs from base 1 to 987 and encodes 328 amino acids. The record is from RefSeq and is a predicted model, not a curated record. Gene Ontology annotation, biological process: fatty acid metabolic process. Gene Ontology annotation, molecular function: fatty-acyl-CoA binding.